Messenger RNA from Cavia porcellus (domestic guinea pig), 6174 nucleotides. It is a transcript of the gene Slc6a17, whose product is annotated as solute carrier family 6 member 17. Bases 496 to 2679 code for a protein of 727 amino acids. Gene Ontology annotation, cellular component: synaptic vesicle; plasma membrane. The transcript is spliced from 12 exons. Gene Ontology annotation, biological process: proline transport; sodium ion transmembrane transport; alanine transport. The record is from RefSeq and is a predicted model, not a curated record. Lineage: Eukaryota; Metazoa; Chordata; Mammalia; Rodentia; Caviidae.
CGCCGCCAGGGUGGCCUUUCGGAAAGCGAGGGAACAGCGCGCCGCGCUCCGCCCAGCUCCGUUCCGCUCCGCAGAGCUGGCGCGGGCAGGGCGCAGGAGGGCGGCACUCGGCCAGGCCAUCACAUCCUCGAACGCUCGCUCCACUGCGGUUCCUGGGUCCCCGGCCUGCUCCCCAGAGCCCAAGCGAGAGGUGGGCCAGCGCCGGCUCGUACCUGGCGGCAGGGGGAAGAAACACGGAGCUAGCCGAGCCCGCGCGCCGGCGCGCGGCUCCGGGGCGGCCCCGUCCUCGGCCGGGGCCGACGCCGCCAGACUCGGGCCGCCCGUGGGAGGGACUGCGCGCGCGCCCCUUUGGGAAACUCAGCUUCUCGGCCGGAGUCCCGGGGCCGAGGCCGCGCGACAGUUUUACAGGUCCCUGGGUGAGAAAAAUUUGACAGCAGCUUUGUUGCGCCUUCUCUGUGUGCUGGGGAGCAGGGCUACACAGCCCCAGUGGCACCCAUGCCGAAGAACAGCAAGGUGACUCAGCGUGAGCACAGUAACGAGCAUGUCACUGAGUCGGUGGCUGAUCUGCUGGCCCUCGAGGAGCCUGUGGACUAUAAGCAAAGUGUUCUGAAUGUAGCUGGUGAGUCAGGUGGCAAGCAGAAGGCAGCGGAGGAGGAGCUGGACGCAGAGGACCGGCCAGCCUGGAAUAGCAAACUACAGUACAUCCUGGCCCAGAUCGGCUUCUCUGUGGGCCUUGGGAACAUCUGGAGGUUUCCCUACCUGUGCCAGAAAAAUGGAGGGGGUGCCUACCUGGUGCCCUACCUGGUGCUGCUGAUCAUCAUUGGCAUCCCUCUCUUUUUCCUGGAGCUGGCUGUGGGCCAGAGGAUCCGCCGUGGCAGCAUCGGUGUGUGGCACUACGUGUGCCCCCGCCUGGGAGGCAUUGGCUUUUCCAGCUGCAUUGUCUGCCUUUUUGUUGGGCUGUAUUAUAAUGUGAUUAUCGGGUGGAGCAUCUUCUACUUCUUUAAGUCCUUUCAGUAUCCGCUGCCCUGGAGUGAAUGUCCUGUCAUCAGGAAUGGGACUAUGGCAGUGGUGGAGGCAGAGUGUGAGAAGAGCUCAGCCACUACUUACUUCUGGUACCGAGAGGCUUUGGACAUCUCCAACUCCAUCUCUGAGAGUGGAGGCCUCAACUGGAAGAUGACACUGUGCCUCCUUGUGGCCUGGAGCAUUGUGGGCAUGGCUGUCGUCAAAGGCAUCCAGUCCUCUGGCAAGGUGAUGUAUUUCAGCUCCCUUUUCCCCUAUGUGGUGCUGGCCUGCUUCCUGGUUCGAGGGCUGCUGCUGAGAGGGGCGAUUGAUGGUAUCCUACACAUGUUCACUCCCAAGCUGGACAAGAUGCUGGAUCCCCAGGUGUGGCGGGAGGCAGCCACACAGGUCUUCUUUGCUCUGGGGCUGGGCUUUGGUGGUGUCAUCGCCUUCUCUAGCUACAACAAACAGGACAACAACUGCCACUUUGAUGCUGCCCUGGUGUCCUUCAUCAACUUCUUCACUUCAGUGUUGGCCACCCUCGUGGUAUUUGCUGUGCUGGGCUUCAAGGCCAACAUCAUGAAUGAAAAGUGUGUGGUCGAGAAUGCUGAGAAAAUCCUGGGGUACCUCAACUCCAAUGUCCUGAGCCGAGACCUCAUCCCACCCCAUGUCAACUUCUCCCACCUGACCACCAAGGACUAUGCGGAGAUGUACAACGUCAUCAGGACUGUGAAGGAGGACAAAUUCUCAGCUCUGGGCCUGGAUCCCUGCCUUUUAGAGGAUGAGCUAGAUAAGUCUGUACAGGGAACAGGCCUGGCCUUCAUUGCCUUCACCGAGGCCAUGACACACUUCCCUGCCUCCCCAUUCUGGUCCGUCAUGUUCUUCUUGAUGCUCAUCAACCUGGGCCUGGGCAGCAUGAUUGGGACCAUGGCGGGUAUCACCACACCCAUCAUCGACACUUUCAAGGUGCCCAAGGAGAUGUUCACAGUGGGCUGCUGUGUCUUUGCAUUCUUCGUGGGGCUGUUGUUCGUCCAGCGCUCCGGAAACUACUUUGUUACCAUGUUCGAUGACUACUCAGCCACCCUGCCACUCACCGUCAUCGUCAUCCUUGAGAACAUCGCUGUGGCCUGGAUCUAUGGAACCAAGAAGUUCAUGCAGGAGCUGACGGAGAUGCUGGGUUUCCAACCCUAUCGCUUCUACUUCUACAUGUGGAAGUUCGUGUCUCCACUGUGCAUGGCCGUGCUGACCACAGCCAGUAUCAUCCAACUGGGAGUGACACCUCCAGGCUACAGCGCCUGGAUCAAAGAGGAGGCUGCUGAGCGCUACUUGUAUUUCCCCAACUGGGCCAUGGCACUCCUGAUCACUCUCAUCAUCGUGGCAACCCUGCCCAUGCCAGUGGUCUUCAUCCUGCGACACUUCCACCUGCUCUCUGAUGGUUCCAACACCCUCUCCGUGUCCUAUAAGAAGGGCCGCAUGAUGAAGGACAUCUCCAACCUGGAGGAGAAUGAUGAGACUCGCUUCAUCCUCAGCAAGGUGCCCAGUGAGGCGCCUUCCCCCAUGCCCACCCACCGCUCCUAUCUGGGACCCGGCAGCACGUCACCCCUGGAGACCAGUGGCAAUCCCAAUGGACGCUAUGGAAGUGGAUACCUCCUGGCCACCACUCCGGAGUCAGAGCUGUGACCAUAGCCCCUACCCUACCCACUUUUCCCCCAAGCCCAGCCUGCCCACUUGUCUGGGCCUGACCUCUUCCACCAUGGUAGCCACCAGACCCAGACCAGCCCUCUGCCAAAGAAGAGAGGGUCAACCCUCCCUCGUUCCCCACCUCUGUCCCAACAGACUGUAAUCCAUAUCCCUGAGUAAGAGACUAGGGACAGUUCUGUCCCUUGAUCCAGGCUCCCAAUCCAUCUGACCCUCAGAACCUCUCACCAAAUUGCAGCCAUGUAACCAGAACCAUCCAGAAGCCCUGAUUCCCAGUACAGCAGAGACUCCAAGUAGCCAUUUAGGAGUCACUCUACCCUCCUCUCUCUUAGGUCUGGAGAGGGUCUCCUUGUGCUGCCAUAUGGCAGUGGUGAGAGGCAUCAGGCUUAAGGGUGCACAGGGGACUUUGGCAGCCUGCUUAAAGCUGGGGAUGGGAACAGAUAUGCCAGGAGUAUGUGAGAGCUUCCAGAUCCUGCUUUGUGAGGUAGGUGCUGCCCUGCCCUGCUUGAGCAUGGAUUUUGGGAGCAAAGGGAGUUCAAGGGCCCCAGGUUUCAGUGGGGGCAUUGUAUGUGCUCGUCCCUACCUGGGUUGAGUGGGGUAUGCUCUUGCAGCCUGCCAGAAGCUACCCACCUCAGUAAGGGCUUAGCCAUCUCCCAGCCCCCUCCAAUUGACAUGGAUCCCAGGAUGGUGACUGUGCCUCUUUCCCCCAGAGAAGAGGACAGUACAAGGUGAGGUUUCCAAAACAUAACUUGAUAGUUCUCAGCAGAAGUAGUUCAUAUGGCCUGGAGCACAAUUGUGAAGCACACUCUGUCUCCCCUUACCUGGAGCCCAAUUUUAUUUCUAGUGGCAGCUUCUCCCCUGGAAUGGGAUCCCUGGAAUUCAGGGGCUUGUCCCCGGGAAGCCUCAUUCCUGAGGAAAAGACAGGUAACUUCACUGCCCUUUGGGCUACCACUCAGUCUCCUGUUACACAAGCACAGCCACCAGUGUGCAUGCUGUGCGCAGACACCUUGGAAACUUUACUCAAGCUUCUCUGGACCAUAGCAGAUAGUGCCACAGACAGUGCUGCAGAAAUCGGAGGUUGCCAAGGACAAGGGGGAGCUUCUGUCCUCAGGUCCAGCACCCAAAGGAAGCUGCAGCAUCCCUUCCAGCUCUUAACUUCAGAGCCUCCCCUGGAAGAGGGGUUGCUCUGGGAGUGUAGCUCAUGAGGAUUCAGAUCUUGAAUUAAGAAUAAAUGUCUAGAGAGAUGGGUGAAUGGAUGGAUGAAUGGAUGGAUGGAUGGAUGGAUGGAUGGGCAAAUGGAUGGCUAGAUACACUGACAAAUGGGUUGGUAAAUGUAAGGACUGGAGGAAGAUUGGCUCCAUCUUUCAGAGUUCAGGGUAGAUGGUAAGGCAGAAUAUUCCAUGUGCUAGGUUUGGGCAUCUUUACAAUGGGUUCUGAGUUACUCUUGUGAUCCUGAAAGCUCUCAGCCCUGGGAAGGGCAGACCAGGUCCAGGUCCUCUCGUACUUCUGAUCCUCUGGUCCCCAUGUCCCUGAUGUGCCAUCGCCAUUACUCAUCCCUCCCCCACAUCUUUUCUCAUUUCUAGCCUUUUCAGCCCUAUCUGUCCUUUCUAAGUGUUUGAGAGAAGGGGGGAUCGCCCCACCCACAUCUCCCCAAAGAGAGGCCCCUCACCUGCCAACACCUCCUACCUGGUUCCAUGCGUAGUCCCAAGCAGAAUUAGCAACAGGAAGAACAAGGCCGUAGGAGACACUCCACUAUCUAUACUCUUCUAUAUAUGCUAUUUCUAUUGUACAUUCAAUCUGUACAUGUGGGUGUAAAUGCUGUGAAAUGACAAACCCAAUAUUAUACUGUGGCUGGUGGACUAUUUUCAUCCUCAGUGCUGUACAUAUCUAUUUUCAUUGUAUAUUUGAUAUAUUUUUAAUUUUGUAGCAUGGCUGGGCCGGGCCCCAGCCCAUGAGCCUGCAGGAGAGGCUGAGCUGGGACUGGCUGCUUGCUUGUUGUGGGCUCAGUAGUGUUUGUCGUAAUCUUUCACUGUUGGCCCAGCUCUGUCCUGGCUGUCUUUGUGUUAGACGGGCCCAGAGCUUGAUAUGUGUAUGAGUGCAUGUGUGUGUGUGUACGUGUGUGUGUGUGUGUGUUGUGCACAUCUGUGGGUGUGAGUAUAGGUAGGGUGUGAUCUGUGACUCCCAGUGUUCACCACCUUUCUGGAGACCAUGUUGCCUCCCUGCCUCUCCUCCCAGCUCUGUGGGUGAGGCCUCAGGAGUUACAUUCUGAGGGCCCCAGAUGUGCGAAGGGCAGGUGUUUCUUGAUGGUGACUUGCUGCCUUCGUGUUUCUGGUGGGAAGGAGGACCUUGGCGGGGAAGCCCCACAUUUGUUAUCCAGUCAACUUCUUGCUAUUCCCACUGUUGCCACAAGUUCCUCUGCAGGAAAAAUCCUGGAUUUCUUAGCAUAGUGAGAUCUCAAGGAGGUGUCUCAUAGCAUUUCUGUCCUGUGUUUGUCCUUGUGAUGGUCCUUGAGUUGUUACUCAGAAUUCUGACACAGCUGCCCUGACUGCUUCUGACACCUCUGCUUGCUCUACAGAGAAGUCCAGAGUAGAUGGCCCCUGACAAGCUAAAAUACAGUUCCAGCUCCUCUGGGGAAGCAGGAGUUGGUCAGAGAGGGGCACCCUCCCCAUGUUCCUGCCCAAGCCCCCACCCCCACUGGCUUUGGUGCUGUCCAUGCAGUGCCCACCAGGAGACAGCAAGGCUCAGGGCAGUAGUCACUGAGAUGGGGCAGAGCAGGGGCUUGCCUAUUAGAGGCCCCUGGCUCUGCCUGCUCCAGGCCCCAAACAUCAGCUCAGGGAGCUCAGGGAACCUUCUGCCCUGUCCACUGAGGCAACAUGAAGCCAAAGCCCUGGGCAGGGGUGGACAGGGUAGGGCACAUGAAGCGAUGCUGGUCAGGUUGGCUUCUGCCCUCCAGCAAUAACUGCAGGGACUCUUGCUUUCUUAGUGCCAGGAGAAACCCUCCUGUGUAGGCCAUGAGGGGAGCCUGGAACCCAUGCAGGCCUUGCAGCAGUAUUACAGGGAGGGGGGCUGCUCUUCAGCCCUUCCUCACAGCUGAACCCUUCCUGCCAGAUACUCCCCACUGUGAAAAAGAGAAGUGAGACUGAAAAAGUUGUAAAGCACUGAUUUCCUGGUCCCUAGUGGUAGGCCCCCAAAAGUGGGGGCUGCUUCACUUGAGCCCAGUGAUGGGCUGGGGAAGGAGGGCCCCAAGCCCUUUCCACAGAAAGCCUGCUUUGUACAGACCCAGGCACACACACAUCAGGCAGUCACUUUGUGUCCUGACACAAGUUCAGAACUGUUCAAGUCCAUGAAUCCCAUGACUGGUCAGAGCCCUGGGUCAGGAUCACAGCUCAGAGGAGGAGAUGAGGCACUGUCACCCCAGGGCCCCUUCUUUCUCUCUCCCCAACCCUGGUGUACAAUAAAGUGUCUAUUCUUACCAAA